Branchiostoma belcheri (Belcher's lancelet) is the source of this 877-nucleotide messenger RNA. RefSeq lists its product as uncharacterized. Gene Ontology annotation, cellular component: lysosome; extracellular region. The transcript has 7 exons. Gene Ontology annotation, biological process: cell-matrix adhesion. Gene Ontology annotation, molecular function: calcium ion binding. The coding region runs from base 103 to 738 and encodes 211 amino acids. Lineage: Eukaryota; Metazoa; Chordata; Leptocardii; Amphioxiformes; Branchiostomatidae. The record is from RefSeq and is a predicted model, not a curated record.
GAGCUCUAGAACUUUUCAAGGGACUUAAAAUAGUUACUACGUCAUUUGGCUUGCUUACCUCCUUACAGUUUUUCUCUUUCCCCGCAACAGCACAUAGAAAUUAUGAAAAUCGUCGCAAUCGCGUUCCUGUUGGGAGUGUGUGCGGUGGUGGUGGAGGGAUGUUGUCUGCCCAAACAGUUUGAGUGCGUCGUUGGUGUCCAGAACGCCACUUUCAGGGCCGGGAAGCUAGAUGUGUCAUCAACAGGAUUCAUGCAUUCCGUGGAUUUCAUCAACAAGAAAGUUGCUUACGUUGGACAAGAUUUCAAGAUGGUGCAAGAUUACAACAAGAUGAUGCAGUAUGUGGUCAGCCAAGGGUACUGCAUCCCCAGUAAACUGACCAUGCCGAUAGACAACUGCAUGCCUGUGAAUGCGACAGUUGCGACAAGACUUGACAUGGGAGGACCGAAGGGUGUCACGCUUGAUGUGUACGAUGUUGAGACUAUAUCACCAGGGCCGGGGCUGGGCCAGUACAAGGGGUCGUACACAUUCAACCGAGAUGGUUGCAUCCCUUUUUCACAAAUUCUCAUGACAGAGGGAAGUGUUGCCACCCUGGGGUACGUCAACAUGACCUUUGGCAUCAAGGACCCUUCUGUGUUUGACGUUCCCAGUCCGCCCUGUCCAAAGGACACUGACGGCUUUGAGAACUCACUGGAGGAGCAGACUGCCUCAUCCUGGCCACUUUUUCCAUCCCUUCCGUGAUGUUACUGAGAACGCAUUCAAGAAUCCAACCAUCUAACCACCACCACCAAUCGAAUGGCCUUUUGCUUUACUUUACCAUAAAAUGAUUUUUUUCCGUGUAGUGAAACUGAAUUGAAUAAAAUUCUCUCGUUUAAUGUUA